Moneuplotes crassus is the source of this 661-nucleotide messenger RNA. Lineage: Eukaryota; Ciliophora; Spirotrichea; Euplotida; Euplotidae. The record is from the annotation of a GenBank genome assembly.
UUCUGUAGCUUUGCUUUUAGAAGUAUGCUUUGAGUCAAUUACUGGAGAGAUAUAUAGCUUCAUUCUUGCAUAAAACAUAAGUAAAGCUAGUUAUACUUACUCUCUUUGUUAAACUCAAAAUCAUUGGUAGUAUACUAAAGAAAAUAAGAUCCUUAUUUUACAUCAAAUAAGGAUUGUUAUUAGGAAUUUUCUUUAAAGGAAUCUUAAAUUUGUGAGAAGGCUCUUUACAAUACAUUUUCACAACAAAUUUGACUAAAAAUAGCCUGACCAAAUUAACUUCGAAUUUUAUAUCCUUAAGGAGCAUCGACCAAAACGGCAUGAAGGAUCAUACUUCAUCUUCCUUUUUUAAGUCUGUGUCCUAAAUUAAAAGUAAAUGUCAAACUUAAACUCUGAGUACUUGCUAGAUCUUGUAAUCCUUCUAAAAUUUGAUAAACUCUUCUUAUCUCAGAGUGAAGGCUAUAGGCACAAGAUAUAUAUCGGGCAAAUGUAUUCCUGAGACUCCUAUCUAAAUCUGGUUUCAUCAGUGCAAAUAGUCUAUCAUUUAUGUAACUUAAUAGUUAUUGCUCAUUACCUAGAAAUGCUUUCUCUAGUGAUGUACAGAUCUUUCUUUUAUGGCAAAUCUUUCAUUCCAUAUUUUUCUUUGUGAUUAUUUCUAUGGUAG